CACUCUUUGAGCUUCUUAGUUGCAGGAAUCCAUGCAUGUUUGCUUCCUUGUUUAUUUUUAUUUAUUUUGCUAUACCCAUAACCUUCCCAACCUGUUGACAGCGGCAAGAGAAAUUUCCAUCUGAGACAUUAUCAGUUGGUAUAUUUAUAUCUUUGCUUUCUUGGCGAGUCACUUGUUUCGUUCAAUCGAGAGUUCUGAACAGAACUUUUAUGGCGACUGAAUUACUUGUAUCAGCUACCAUUGAAAUUUUAUUGAAAAAUACAGCCGACGAAAUUAUCAAGGAUAUUUCAUCCAUACGCGGCAUCCACAACGAUGUUCAAAAGUUGAAAAAAAAGUUUCAAAUGAUCAAGAGUCUACUCAUCGAUGCGGAGGAGAAACAGAUAAAAACGCAAGGAGUGAAGGAAUGGCUGGAUGGACUCAACGAUCUGGCUUUUGAAACCGAAGACAUAUCGGAGGAAUAUGUUGCACAUGUUCUUACAAUGGAAUCGCAAGCAAACCAGGUGUGCUGCCUCAUCCCUUGUUGUAGUCCAAAGGUUAUUGUUGCUAAACAUAGGAUAGCAAGACGAAUUGAGGAAAUCAACAAAAAACUAGAUGAGCUUACAAAUAAUGCAAAUGCGCUGGGGUUGGAUAGGAGUAUGCUAAAUGGGCCAAGAAUGGAAAUCAGAAGAGAUACGACUUCGAAUUUCCAGGAGUCUGACUUCUAUGGUCGAGAGACCGACAAGGGCAAUAUUGUCACCCUGUUGACGUCGGAUGGUCCUAUUGAAACAAAUUUUGGAGUGCUUCCCAUAGUUGGUAUGGGUGGCUUAGGUAAAACCACCCUUGCUCAGUCUGUCUAUAAUGAUGUUAGSGUARAARAGCAUUUCGMCGUUAGAGCGUGGGUCURCGUGUCUSAAGAAWUUGACUGUGCUAAAAUAACAAAAGACAUUAUUGAAUCGCUCACCGGGCAACCAUGGAACUAUGGGAGCAAUUACGAACACCGUUAA
Molecule: messenger RNA, 983 nt
Organism: Nelumbo nucifera (sacred lotus)
Lineage: Eukaryota; Viridiplantae; Streptophyta; Magnoliopsida; Proteales; Nelumbonaceae
Source: RefSeq, a predicted model, not a curated record